AUGGGAAAGCGGCGCAAACUUUCCGACCUUACUGACCAGGAGACCGCAACUGUGGUAAACCUCCUGAAGAGGUUCCAGCUUGAGCUCGAUGAGGACGAUGAAGAUGGUCAAGAGGUUGUCCACGCCUUACAGACAGUGGUGAGGAAGUUUAGCGAACUGAAACAUGUUCCCUUUUCCGAUGCCACUGUAUUGACCCUCACUCAAGCGAAUAUUAAAGUUGAAGUAUUAGAGUGGAACAGCGAUGGGAGGAGUCAAGCGCAGCACCUCGGUGGCAAGACAGCGCCAAAUGCGUUGUCCCUCGACGAAACCACGAAGCAGAUUGGAUACAUCCGAAAACAUAUUGCGUUCGAGACUGAAGCUGGCUGCCGAAUCUUGAUUAACGCUGUCAUGCUGCAUGCCGUUACGAACCUUGACACGUCGGCUACUGGUGUCGCCAUCGCCCCCGAGUUCCGUAUUCCCUACACGGCAUUGGAUUCUGGGGGAUCAUCUUAUGCAGGAGCUGUCGAUUAUUUGAUGGCUCUUGGAAAACCUUCAGUCAGAGAUGCCAUUGUGCUAUCCCCCCAGUUGGCCUUCACCGACGCCAAAAUCCACCGAUUGCUGACCUGCAGCAUUUACGAAGCAAAGCCUGAAAAAGUCCUCCCUGCUUUGCCCCAAGUUGUUAUGGAAGCGGUCAUCCAGUCCCAACGAUUCGAGUUUACAACCUUCCGAGGUUGCGUCACAACUGGUGAAGAAUGGCUCUUUUUUAUUUACAACAAGAACCAAGAUGGCCCCGGGGGUAGCGCAUCUUAUCUGCCCCCAAUCCGCCUGGAGCAUGACCUCAGCGGAUUACCUUUGAUUCUUGGUUUGCUAUACGACUGGAUUGAGAACGGGCAGCAAAAGACCCUUAAACUCUGUAAGUAUCCCAACUAG
Molecule: messenger RNA, 909 nt
Organism: Cyclocybe aegerita
Lineage: Eukaryota; Fungi; Basidiomycota; Agaricomycetes; Agaricales; Hemipholiotaceae
Source: the annotation of a GenBank genome assembly